Messenger RNA from Pseudoliparis swirei, 644 nucleotides. Its product is annotated as ladderlectin-like. The transcript is spliced from 4 exons. NCBI's taxonomy places the organism in Eukaryota, Metazoa, Chordata, Actinopteri, Perciformes, Liparidae. The record is from RefSeq and is a predicted model, not a curated record. Bases 16 to 486 code for a protein of 156 amino acids.
AUGUAAUUAAAUUACAUGACAUUGUAUUUCCGUCGUCCUCGUGUCAACUUGUUGACGUCGUGUUCUGCAGGCGAUGAGUUCUCCUGCCCGGACCGCUGGGACCGCUUCGGUCACCAGUGCUUCGUCUUCAUCGACAGCAGGAAGACGUGGACGGAGGCCGAGGGCUACUGCCUGUUCGAGGACGCCAACCUGGCCACGGUCCACGGUCCCGAGGAGAACCGCUUCCUGCAGGCGCUGACCCGGGGGGAGAGCCACGAGUUCCCCGUGAGCUGGAUCGGGGGCUACGACGCCAUCCACAUGAACAACUGGAUGUGGACCGACGGCUCCAGGUUCGACUAUGAGAACUGGGCCGUGGACUACGAGCCCAGGAGAACCCAGAGCUGCCUGAAGAUGAACUAUGGCUACCAGAAGAAGUGGAUCAACAGCCACUGCAACGACACGCUGCCCUUCAUCUGCGCCAAGAUGAUGGACCCUCACCUGGCUUAGAAAGUCCUGGUCCACCUGUGAAGUCCUGGUCCUCCUGUGAAGUCCUGGUCCUCCUGUGAAGUCCUGGUCCUCCUGUGAAGUCCUGGUCCUCCUGUGAAGUCCUGGUCCUCCUGUGAAGUCCUGGUCCUCCUGUGAAGUCCUGGUCCUCCUCUGAAGUC